AUGACUACUCCGGGAUCCAUUCCAACGCUUGAAAGUCCAGUCCUUCACGCCUCAAGUUCUCGUAUUUCGAUUUCAACGUACUAUGCAGUUCUCGAUAUCUUUCAGACGCGUCUCUAUGAUAUUUGGCCAAUCACCAAUGUUGAGGAUUUGAAACUCCGGCUAAAGAGCUUAGACAGCAAUCCCACUGCACAUGCUUUAGCAGCAGCUUUGUGUGCUGCGACGUUAGCACAAAUGCGUAUCUGGCUAGUACCGAAUCCGUACCCCAAGGAUCUCUCCGUGACAGCAGAAGACUUUGUCAAAGAAUGUCUCCGUGUUCGACUUGAGCAUCACUCUCACCAAGAGCCGUCUCUUCAGGCUCUGGUUACAUCGGUUUUUCUUCACAUGUACUAUGCAAAUCGAGAUCAAAUUACACCGGCUACCAUCUACCUCCGGGAGGCAAUCACAUACGCAGACCUUUUGCACCUAUGCCAUAACUCUUCAUCAGAUCCAGUGAGGUCAGAGCAGUGGCAACUGGAGCUUCGGAGCUAUUGGAUCAUUUUUGUGACCGAAAGGACAUUUUGCAUCCAACAUGACCUCCCAAUUACACUACACAGAAUACAAAAUCUUCCAGAAAUCAGGAGCAAUACCUCCCAAGCAAACCUCUUUGCGGGAUUCUGCGCACUUGUUAAACUGUUUUUGUAUGUGCAACGCCCUCUUAUAUUACCGCCUAUGACAAACAGAGCUAUCGAGGCAACAGAUAUAUAUUCAAAGGAUAGUAUAUCGAAUAUUCAAAGGAACAUCCAGACCAGAGUGCCUGGCCUUGAACUUACGUCCGAAAUACAAUAUGUGGAUAUAUUGACCACAUCUGCAUGGGUUCGUACGUUGCUAUGGCAGUACUCUGCCUCUCAUUUCAUGCUCUCCUCAUCCACUUCUAUUGAGCCGCUAUCAUUUGAUUACCCUAUAUCAAUUGCCAAAGAUUAUCUAGAGUCUCUUUCCGGCAUAUCCAUUGACUCUUUGCGUAGCCAUGGAUAUGGCAUGGUAAGCCAUCAACUUUUAAUUCCCUUUGUCAUCGAAAUUUCAUGUCCUAAUUCAUUUCCCUUCACAUAG
Messenger RNA from Penicillium longicatenatum, 1086 nucleotides. Its product is annotated as fungal specific transcription factor domain-containing protein. NCBI's taxonomy places the organism in Eukaryota, Fungi, Ascomycota, Eurotiomycetes, Eurotiales, Aspergillaceae. The transcript has 2 exons. Bases 1 to 1086 code for a protein of 361 amino acids. The record is from RefSeq and is a predicted model, not a curated record.